AUGUCUAGUAGUGAGGAAGAAGACGUGCUUAUUUAUUACCGAUACAAAAGACAACGAAGGCUUCGAAGAAAACUGUGGUGUCAUCCUUAUAUUGAAAGAAACAUAAACUGCAGGUUUUUCAUGGCAGCUAACCAGCUAGCCGAAACAGAUGUCAAAUUCGUGCAAUGCUACAGAAUGUCCAAAGCUUCUUACCUGGAAUUAGUUAAGCUGCUUAGCCCUUUCCUAUCAAAGAUGAACACAAAUAUGCAAGAAUGUGUGAGCGCAGAGGAAAGAAUACUAAUCACUUUAAGGUACUUGGCUACGGGUUGCACGUUUGUAUCGCUUUCUUUAUACUUCGCAAGAGGGGAGACCACAGUUGGUAUUAUCGUUAAAGAAACAACAAAAAUAAUCUGGGAUUUGCUGAAUGACACCUAUAUGCCUUUACCAACGGUUGAAAAAUGGAAAGCGAUAGCAGAUCGUUUCGAGUUCUUGUGGAACCUUCCCAACUGCAUCAGGGCAAUAGACGAUGGACUAUUUACAGUGAUAGAACCAGGUUACGCAGGAAGAAACAGCGAUGGAGGGAUCUUCCGUGCUUCUAGAAUCAAGUACUGGAUAACACAAGGCAAUUUUGAGAUUCCUUCACCAUCCCCCUUAACGCACGAUGGAAAAAGAGUCCCAUUGCCUUACUAUUUUGUAGGGGAUGAAGCUUUUCCAUUAACACGAUAUUUAAUGAGACCGUAUCCAAAAAGAACACUAGACAACUUCCAUGCUAUUCUACCUUUAGAGGAAGGGUAUAUGGUCAAUCACGGAUACACAAAGAAAUAAUUUGGUUGAUGGCUUUGUAAUUGUGCUUUAUGUGAAUACUUUCAAAAACACAGAGGCUUCAAGAGAAGAGCAAAGUUACGUUUCGAAUUAAAAGAAUAUGUCCCAAGAACCCUCAGAAGGUUAUAUUUAAGGUUGGUGUGGAUAUAAUUAAAAAAGACUAAUCUGUGUCCAUGUAUCUGUCUUUUUAUUUAUUCUUUGUAUCCCCACCUCUAGAUUUCAUGUAAAUAAUUUAAGAUCUCAUAGUUAUGUUAUGUCUAGACUAGAGUCUCGCUAGAGGAUGUUCUGUGUAUAUUUUUAUUAAAUAAAAAACUUUUCAAGCUUU
Molecule: messenger RNA, 1126 nt
Organism: Acanthoscelides obtectus
Lineage: Eukaryota; Metazoa; Arthropoda; Insecta; Coleoptera; Chrysomelidae
Source: the annotation of a GenBank genome assembly